This is a messenger RNA of Sphaerulina musiva SO2202, 1121 nucleotides long. RefSeq lists its product as uncharacterized. Gene Ontology annotation, cellular component: mediator complex; core mediator complex. Gene Ontology annotation, molecular function: transcription coregulator activity. The record is from RefSeq and is a predicted model, not a curated record. The transcript has 2 exons. NCBI's taxonomy places the organism in Eukaryota, Fungi, Ascomycota, Dothideomycetes, Mycosphaerellales, Mycosphaerellaceae. Bases 21 to 878 code for a protein of 285 amino acids. Gene Ontology annotation, biological process: regulation of transcription by RNA polymerase II.
UGGACGUCGAGCUUCCCAACAUGUAUGCGCAGUUCCAGGCCAGCUAUCAGCGCGUCGAGGCGAGUCUCCAAAAGCUCACCGACUCGAUUGCGGCAUACAACCCUUCUGUGUCUGCCGCAGACGAGCUCGUGGCCGCAGAUGAAGCUGUGAAGCAGAAUCUGGACGAGUUGGUCAAGCACCAGCAGAACUACCUGCGCCUCCAGGAACUUCGCCAGACGUCCAACUCGCUCGACGAAACGAUCAAAACCACAAUCCGUCUGCUCGCGGACACGCGCAAAGACAUUGCCUCGAUUCCCGCCACCGACAGUUCCGCAGACCGAAGGGACGUCGACAUCCAGGAGCUGCUCACCUACGCCAAAUAUAUCGCGCCUACGACUGUGCCCCCCACUUAUCGCAAAUCACCCAAAGAUGACUCCCAGUCGCAUUCCAACGUUGUAGAAUCUACUGCAGGAUCAGCGGGACACACGACGCAGAUCUCCAAUGGGCUCUCUACACCGCCACCUCAAGCAACAACAACUGCCGAAGACCACAACCCGGCCUUCAUCAAGAGCGAGAACAUCGGUCUCACAACCAUGGAAGAGCGCGACAAAGCAUGGCUCUUGCCAGAUCCUGAUGUCUUCCAGCCAUGGCCCACACAGGACGUCAUGAACAGUGGUGCGCUCGGUGAUAUACAGAGGAUGAUCGAGCGUGGAGAGGAUCCGAGCACGAAACUGAGCAAGCAAGAGCAGGCUGAAGCUGAUUUGAAGAGAGAGGCUGAGGAGGAGGCGAAUCGGCAGAGAAAGGCGGAGGAAGAGAGGAGGGCGAAAGAGAUGUUUGGAGCAGGGACGAUGCAGAGAAGGGGAACUAUUGUGGAGGCGUUCAAUCCGGACGAUUUGUAGAUGUGUUGGGUGGUAUUGCAUGAUUUAUGCGGGCUGCGCUUGUGGAGAUCAGGCUAUGGAUUGACACGGCUUUUGCAUUGGCAGCGCGACUCUGCUACCACACGCCACAAGAACUUGAACUGAGAUCGAGCAUAUUUCCGUUCGAUAGGUACGAUGCCUUUCUUAGCUCAUGAUCAGAGCAACAUCAAUGCACUUCACGGCCCCAAUCUGUCCAACGAAGCAGCAGCCACUCUUAGAAAUAUC